Suhomyces tanzawaensis NRRL Y-17324 is the source of this 837-nucleotide messenger RNA. It is a transcript of the gene ARD, whose product is annotated as Ardp. The transcript has a single exon. The record is from RefSeq and is a predicted model, not a curated record. Gene Ontology annotation, molecular function: oxidoreductase activity, acting on the CH-OH group of donors, NAD or NADP as acceptor. The coding region runs from base 1 to 837 and encodes 278 amino acids. NCBI's taxonomy places the organism in Eukaryota, Fungi, Ascomycota, Pichiomycetes, Serinales, Debaryomycetaceae.
AUGGAUUAUUCCUACGACAACGUAGUCCCAAACUUCAGAUUGGACGGCAGAUUGGCCAUCCUCACAGGCGGCUCUGGCGGCUUGGCCCAGGUCAUCUCCAGAGCCCUCCUCGCUCAAGGAGCCGACGUGGCGCUUAUCGACAUGAACUUGGAGAGGACCCAGAACGCCGCCAAAGAGUUGUUGGCGUGGGGCCACGACACCUUGAAGGGCAAGCACGAGUCGCCUGUGGGACAGGUGUCGGCGUGGGCGUGCAACAUCGGAGACGCUGAGUCGGUAGAGGCCACAUUCACCUCCAUCAACGAGCACCACAACAACAUUGCCGACUUGUUGAUCAACAGUGCUGGUUAUUGCGAGAACUUCCCAGCCGAGGAGUACCCAGCCGCCAACGCCGAGGGCAUCAUGAGGGCCAACGGCUUGGGUGCGUUUUUCGUGUCGCAGUCGUUUGCUAGACCCUUGAUUCAGAACAACAAAAAGGGCCUGAUCAUCUUGAUCGGAUCCAUGUCUGGUACCAUCGUCAACGACCCACAGCCCCAGGCCAUGUACAACAUGUCCAAGGCGGGUGUGAUCCACUUGGUUCGUUCGUUGGCGUGCGAGUGGGCCAAGUACAACAUCCGGGUCAACACUUUGUCUCCUGGUUACAUUUUGACUCCGUUGACCAGAAACGUGAUUUCGGGCCACAGCGAGAUGAAAGAGGCCUGGGAGUCCAAGAUUCCCCAGAAGAGGAUGGCCGAGCCCAAGGAGUUUGUGGGCUCCAUUCUCUACUUGGCCAGUGACACUGCUUCUUCCUACACCACCGGACACAACUUGGUGGUGGAUGGAGGCUACGAAUGCUGGUAA